Molecule: messenger RNA, 745 nt
Organism: Eurytemora carolleeae
Lineage: Eukaryota; Metazoa; Arthropoda; Copepoda; Calanoida; Temoridae
Product: GATA zinc finger domain-containing protein 8
Exons: 5
Coding region: 289-702 (137 amino acids)
Source: RefSeq, a predicted model, not a curated record
UUAAAGAUUGGCUAUGGUAAAUCUAAAGAAAUUUGACUAAAUAAACUGCCAGGUCUUUUUCCGUCAAAAGUCAUGCUUUACAGAACAGAGUCCAACUGAACUUGCCAUAUGAUAAAUACUAAAAUUAAAAUAAAAAACUUGUAUUAAAUUUUUCCUUCAUUUUUAGUGAAAUAUUAAGACUGCGCCGACUCUGAAGCGGUGCCAGACUUUUGUCCCAAGUUUGACCGUCCCUCGCCUGUUUGACCGCCCCUCGCCUGUUUAAAAAAAAAAUAAAUGUGAGAAUAUCAGAUGAUCAUGGAGGAUUACCGGGUAUACUCUGGAUUCCCUGGUUGUAAGCGUGACGAAGGGACGACUGUCAGCGGAGUAUUGGCCACCAUCACCUCAAUUGUUUUAAUAAUACAGCUUGUUUUCAAUAUUGCCAACAGCAACAACAACGAAAAUAAGAAGAACGAGAAUAACAACAACAACAAUAACAACAAUAAUGUUGAUUCAUUCAACAACAUUUUUAUCUCGAUGAACGAGAACAUGAAUUCUGCUUCCAUGAACAGCAUGCUAGGAAGGUCGUUUAAGGACAAGGCUGUAUCCCCAUUUGCACUGUACUGCACAGUUCUUAAGUAUUUAAGCAAAGAAUCUAUAGACCAAAAAAAGAGCGUAGUACUAAAAAUGUAUACGGACAAUGUUAGCAAUAUUUAUAAAUGCUGAUUAUAAAAUAAACUUCAGUUUAAUGUAAAAUGUUAAUGUUAGA